Molecule: messenger RNA, 4500 nt
Organism: Panthera uncia (snow leopard)
Lineage: Eukaryota; Metazoa; Chordata; Mammalia; Carnivora; Felidae
Gene: USP51
Product: ubiquitin specific peptidase 51
Exons: 1
Coding region: 100-2100 (666 amino acids)
Biological process (GO): protein deubiquitination
Molecular function (GO): cysteine-type deubiquitinase activity; zinc ion binding
Source: RefSeq, a predicted model, not a curated record
GUUCGGGAAACUUCCUUGUCUUCCAGCUCUUUGGUCCGCUAGAGCUCGGGCGGUGGGGGAGGAGCCUCGCCCGAGGAGGUGGCUGAAAAGGCGGGGAAAAUGGAGAAGGAGGCGGUGGGGGAGGCAAAGAUGUGUUCAGGCCAGGGAGCUGAGGAGGUGAAGCUGGAGCCUUUACAAGAGCGUAAGCCUGCUUCGGAGGAGAACUUGACGUGGAGUGACAGCGGCGGCGAUAAGGAGGUGCUCCCUUCAACCCCACCUCGCUGUUACAGCAGCUCUUCUCCCCUUUGCCCGCGCCGCAAGCCCCGCCCUCGGCCCCAGCCCCGGGCCCGAGCCCGAGCCCUGCCCGGGCCCUCGGCCCCACCCCAGCCUCCAGCCCCUCAGCUUCUGACCCGGCCCCAGUCCUGGCGCAGAUCGCGGCGUAGAUCCCGGCCUGGGUCUAGGCCCCAGGUGCUGCAAAGCUAUUCUCCUGACCUAGGUGGCUCUGCGGAUCGAGGUGGCUUAGGGGACUGGUUGCUGGAGGUGGAGUUUGAUCAGGGUCCUACAGGCUGCUCUCAUGUGGAGAGCUUUAAAGUGGCUAAGAACUGGAGGAAGAACCUGCGGUUGAUCUACCAUCGUUUCGUUUGGAGUGGGACCCCAGAAACUAGGAAACGUAAGGCAAAGUUGUGCUUCUGUCAUGUAUGUAGUACCCAUAUGAACAGACUCCACUCUUGUCUCUCCUGUGUCUUUUUUGGCUGCUUUACUGAGAAACAUAUUCACAAACAUGCAGAAACAAAACAGCAUAAUUUAGCUGUAGACCUCUAUCAUGGGGUUAUAUAUUGCUUUAUGUGUAAGGAUUAUGUAUAUGACAAAGACAUAGAACAGAUUGCCAAGGAAACAAAAGAGAAAAUUCUGAAAUUACUAACUUCCAUCUCAACAGAUGUUUCUCAACAGCAGUGUAUGACAUCAGGUGUUGAAGAGAAACAUUCAACCUGUGAGUCAAAGGAACAGGAGCCAAAAUUGGUGAAACCCAAGAAAAAGAGGAGGAAAAAGUCAGUCUGUACUGUAGGCCUGAGAGGGCUAAUCAAUCUUGGGAACACGUGCUUUAUGAAUUGUAUUGUCCAGGCACUUACCCAUAUUCCUUUAUUGAAAGAUUUCUUUCUCUCUGACAAGCAUAAAUGUGUAAUGACAAGCCCCAGCUUGUGUCUUGUCUGUGAAAUGUCUUCUCUUUUUCAUGCAAUGUACUCUGGGAGCCGAACUCCUCACAUUCCUUAUAAGUUAUUGCAUCUAAUAUGGAUUCAUGCAGAACACUUAGCAGGAUAUAGGCAGCAGGAUGCCCAUGAGUUCCUUAUCGCAAUAUUAGAUGUGCUGCAUAGACACAGCAAAGAUGAUAGUGUUGGGCAGGAGGCCAAUAACCCCAACUGCUGUAACUGCAUCAUAGACCAAAUCUUUACAGGUGGCUUGCAGUCAGAUGUCACAUGUCAAGCUUGCCAUAGUGUCUCUACCACAAUAGACCCAUGCUGGGACAUCAGUUUGGACUUGCCUGGCUCUUGUGCCACAUUCAGUUCCCAGAGUCCAGAGGGAGCUGACAGCACAGUGAGUAGGGAUGACCACAUACCAGGUAUUCCCUCACUCACAGAUUGCCUACAGUGGUUUACAAGGCCAGAGUACCUAGGAAGCAAUGCCAAAAUCAAAUGCAGUAGUUGCCAAAGCUAUCAGGAAUCUACCAAACAACUCACGAUGAAGAAAUUACCUAUCGUGGCCUGUUUUCAUCUCAAGCGAUUUGAACAUGUAGGUAAACAGAGGCGAAAGAUUAAUACUUUUAUCUCCUUUCCCUUGGAGCUGGAUAUGACUCCAUUUUUGGCCUCCACUAAGGACAGCAGAAUGAAGGAAGACCAGCCACCGACAGAUUGUACACCCAAUGAGAAUAAGUAUUCCUUGUUUGCAGUGAUUAAUCACCAUGGAACUUUGGAAAGUGGACACUAUACCAGCUUUAUCCGGCAACAAAAGGACCAAUGGUUUAGCUGUGAUGAUGCCAUCAUCACCAAGGCUACCAUUGAGGACUUACUCUACAGUGAAGGGUAUUUACUGUUCUAUCACAAACAGGGUCUAGAGAAAGAAUAGUCUUACAAGACACUUACCAGAAAAAAAAAGGAAAUGAAUAUACAAGGAUCCUGAAAUGACACAUAAACCUACCUGGAAUGGACAAUGACAAUACCCAUACAACAAUAAGCACCUCUUGAAGUUUCGCAAAAACCUACCUGGCAUUGACAAUGACAAAUAGCACCUAUAUGACAAGUAGCACCUUGAUAUAAAGAACCUAUUUUACCAUGGUUUAUGGGUCUGUAAGAGGAAAAAAAAAAUACUAACUAGUGACCAUUCAGCCUUAAGAAAUAGGGUGGGGGGGAGAAGAGGUUGAAAAUGGUCACAUAAAACAUAAUUAAAUGAACACAUUGUUUUAGAUGGGGAGAGUGGGAAUGGAGAUGUUCCGCCACUGCUGUAUGUCAUUUGUUUCUACAAAAAUACCAUGUGAAAUCAGGGAGUAUUUGUACAUCAACAAAAAGCUUCACAAUUGGUAUUCUAGCUGUGGCUGAUUAGUCAAAUGGUUUGAAAAAAAGAAUAUUGAAAAAAAAUUUUUAAAGCCUUACAAGAAAAUAUUUAAAAAGAAGAAAACUUUUUUUUUAAUUUUAAAAGAAAAUGUUUCUAAAUGUUGAAAAAUUUAAGUUAAAUAUUUUAAAAGAAAUUUUUUAAAAUUUAAGUUUUUUUAAUUUAAAAUUUCAAAAUUAUUUAAGGCUUAAAAAUACAUUUUUCUUAGUUUAGAAAAGGUAAAAUGAAUAAAACAAGGACAAAGAUAAAAAAUGAAAGUUUACAAAAAAGUUAAAGUGAAAUUUAAAGUUUUAGAAGUAAAAAGUUAAAGGGGAAUGGAGCUCUUAAAAGUUAAAUAAAAUGUUUAUAUUAAACAUUUUAAAUUAGACCAUAAAAUACACGUGUUGAAAAAUGAGAAGUUAGCAAAAUUCACGAAGAGCUUAAGAAAUAAAAUUUCCAAAAAUAUAGAAUGGGAUGAAAAUUCAAAUUUAAGUUUACAGAAAUAUUUUAAAGGAAGAAAAUUUAGAACAAGACAAGAAGACAAAAUUAACUUUUUUUAAUUAAAAAAAAAUUAGGGGUGCCUGGGUGGCUGUUGGUUAGGCAUCUGACUCUUUAUUUCAGCUCAGGUCAUGAUUUCACAGUUCGUGGGCCUGAGCCCCAAGUCAGGCUCUGCACUCACAGUACAGAGCCUGCUUGGUAUUCUCUCUCUCUCUCUCUCUCUCUCUCUCUCUCUCUGCCCCUUCCCCACUUGUUCUUUUUUCCUCUCUCUCUCUGUCUCUCUCAAAAUAAAUAUACAGUAAAAAUUUUGAAAAGGAAAAAAAAUAGAGAAAAAGGAAUUUUAAGAUAUAUAAAUAACCUUAAGGAAGUCCAAUUUGAGAGAUUUAAAUAAAAACUAAAUAAAAAGGAUUAAAAAUUUUUAAAUAUAAAUAAAAAUAAAUUAAAAACAUUUUAAAUAGAAAAAAACAGUAAAAUUUUAAAAAAACAAGUUUAUUUUUAAUUUAAACAUUAAAAUGCAUACGGGUAUGAAAAAUAAAUGGUGGAGAUAAGAAAAACAAAACAAAGGGUUUGUGAAUAUUUUUUGAAUAUUAUGUUGACACAUACAUAGAAUUUGAAAAAAAAAUAGUCUUAACCAUCAUUUUACAUCCAAUUGUGAGAUUGCUGCAAGGCUUGAACUCUAGCCUGCCUUCCCCUUUCAGGUUCCACACCCCAUCUGAUUUUUAAAGAAGUAGAGCUGUUUCUUAGGAAGAACCAACUGCAUCUGAAAAAGAUGAAUAGUAGGGACUCUCUCCCAUUUAGAACUGCAUUAUUCAUACAAAUUCUUUGCUACUGAAAAGUGGUUCUUGACAAUUUAGUGGCUUAGGGAUAUUAGAUCACAAUUUAAGCUCUGGCUUUGAUGUUCAAGCCCUAUGACCUGAUUGAGGAAGUGAUAGGGACCCAUAUCUGAGAGCAUACCAUCUUCUGCUCUCCCUCUUCUCUCUCCAUAGGCAAACAAGACCUUUAAAUUUCUACAGUAGAGUACAGUAGAGCUUUGUACUUGAUGGUCCUACUCAUUCCUUAUUCUCUCUUUUUUUUUUCCUUUUUCUAUUAUUCAUGCCUGGUUCCCUGAACCACUUAUUUACCUACAUUUCUGAGUGCCAGCCUGUAGGGCUCCUCUGACUGUUUAUCUGGUGGCUUCUAUUCCUCCUUCAAGAAUCAACUCACAGAUGACUUCUCUGGAGCCUUUUCUAAAUGUUCUACAAAGACAUAAAUUGGAAAAUUGUUCCUCACCCCUCUAUCCCUCUCACUGUGCCUCAAAGUACUUUGUCUGUACCUCAGUGAUAUUCUACUGUGAUUCUACUGGAGCUUUGUGAUUGUCUGCCCCUCUGUACUGAGCAUUCUGCUAACAGGGGGCCAAGCCUUAUUCAUUUCUGUGUUAAUAAAUGUUUGUUGAAUAUGAGG